AGUAAAAACGUAGGGAGUAUGAAACAAAAACAGUAAGUGUAGGUACGUAGCAGUUUAGCACAUAGCAGGAGUCUCGAAUGUGGUACACGUGUUAGGAGUAGGGCCAUUUGCAUGAGCUGCCCAUUGUAUUUCCCUGAAUACUAUGUUCUCUUAACUCGUCUUCCCUUGUAUACAGCCCUAUAUCAAUCCAACCAAAACAAUUUGUCUUAAUCCACUUUCCAAAUAAUUACUCUCAAAAAAUUAAAAAAUAAUUCUAAAUAAUAAAAACAUACAGAAGAAAAAAAAAGGAAAGAAAAAAUGAAGGUGAUGAUAGCACUUGAUGAAAGUAAAGGGAGUUUUUACGCUCUAAACUGGGUUUUGUCCAAUGUUUUAAAGCCUGUUAUUUCAACUGAAACAAAUGAUAAUGAAGAAAGGGAGAAUUUGGUGUACUUGGUUCAUGUCAACCUUCCUUUCCAAACUUAUGUCUAUCCUGCCGGACCUGUUGUUUAUACGACAACUUCGGUCUUAGAAUCUGGUAAGCAUGCACAAGAGCAAAUAUCGGCAGGUAUAUUUGCUCGUGCUAUGAAAAGUUGUAAGGACAUGAAGAUUAAAGCAGAAGCAUUGACUAUGCGCGGCGAACCAAAGGAGGUACUUUGUCAAGUUGCUGAGCAGAAACAAGUUGAUCUUUUGGUUGUGGGUAGUCGCGGUCUUGGCGUGCUGAAAAGGGCCUUCCUGGGAAGCGUUAGUGAUUAUUGUAUGCACCAUGCACAUUGCCCUGUGUUGAUUGUAAAGCCGCCUAAGGAGUUAAAUAACAAUGAAGAAGUGCCCCAAAAAACAGCCUAAGACGAGGAAGAACUCUAAUUUACAAGAAAUAUAGUUAUUGCUUGUAUCUUUUCUUGAAUAUGUAAGUAAUGGCUAGUAUGACUACAAGAGGACAGUGUCUGAUACUCUGAAUUGCGUGUGUAGUUUUUUUCCAUUGUUGGAUCUUGGAUGGAUAUAGGCUACAAGUCAUAUGACAUUUUAUAUAAUACUUACAUAUUUAUAGUGGUUUUCAUACCAAUUCAAAAUAAUUAUAUAGGGUUGUUUUCAUACCAAAAGUAAUAUAUAUAUAGGGUUGUUUAUCAUACACAAAUUAAACUUUUUUGCUUUUUUCUUUUUUUUUUUUUUUUUUUUUUUUUUUUUUUUGUGGGGAAGAAUUGUGGUUUGGUAUUAAAAAGGGUGUGAUUUGAGAUUGUUCAAUGUGUAUUGAAAUGAGCUUUAUUACGUGAGUUAAGUAAGUUAAAUAAAGGGUCACAAAAAUUAGAUGAUUUGUGGUGCGUUCUUUUUACCUAAAUUUUUUUUUUAUAAAUUUAAUUUAUGAAACAAUUGAGAGAAAAAAAAUAUAAUAAAGGGAGCAUAUAACAAAAAUUAUCAUACAUAAGGUUGUACGAUGCAUGACUUAGUUAUUUGGAGUUUUUUUUGGUUCGUCUUAACAAAUGAUUUUAGGUAAACUUUUGGGUAGAACGGACUCACCGUGAGUCUGGACUUGAGAAUCCAAAUGCUACACCAAACAUCACAAGAAUUCAAAUGCUACACCACACAUCACAGCCCCGCAUCUC
This is a messenger RNA of Chenopodium quinoa (quinoa), 1577 nucleotides long. Its product is annotated as universal stress protein A-like protein. The transcript has 4 exons. NCBI's taxonomy places the organism in Eukaryota, Viridiplantae, Streptophyta, Magnoliopsida, Caryophyllales, Amaranthaceae. The coding region runs from base 298 to 822 and encodes 174 amino acids. The record is from RefSeq and is a predicted model, not a curated record.